Effrenium voratum is the source of this 453-nucleotide messenger RNA. Lineage: Eukaryota; Dinophyceae; Suessiales; Symbiodiniaceae. The record is from the annotation of a GenBank genome assembly.
AUGAAGCAGACCGGUGAACAUGCCGAUGCGCCCGGCCGCGGUCCGGCGGUCCAGCCCGCCAGAACCCGGCUCGGCCGGCUUUUCAGCUUCGCCUUCGCCGGCGGCGCCGGCUUCAUCGUCGAUCUGGCGGUGCUUCGCGGGCUGAUCGAGCUGGCUGGCCUUGGUCCUUUUGCCGCCCGCAUCCCGGCGAUUGGCGCGGCGAUGCUGACCACCUGGCUGAUCAACCGGACCUUCACCUUCGGUGCCAGCGGCAGGACGGUGGGCAAUGAGGCCGCGCGCUAUGUCACGGUGGCCAUCAUCGGCGCGGUGUUGAACUAUCUGAUCUAUUCGGCGGUCCUUUUGGCAACGCCGGACUGGUUCCUGCCCGAAAUGGCGACAUUCGUUGCCGUCGCCUGCGUCACCGUCUUUUCCUAUCUGGGCUAUUCGCGGUUCGUGUUCGGCGUGAAGGGCUGA